Molecule: messenger RNA, 2432 nt
Organism: Alnus glutinosa
Lineage: Eukaryota; Viridiplantae; Streptophyta; Magnoliopsida; Fagales; Betulaceae
Product: sister chromatid cohesion protein SCC4
Exons: 12
Coding region: 23-2200 (725 amino acids)
Biological process (GO): maintenance of mitotic sister chromatid cohesion; mitotic sister chromatid cohesion
Cellular component (GO): SMC loading complex; chromatin
Molecular function (GO): protein binding; double-stranded DNA binding
Source: RefSeq, a predicted model, not a curated record
CGAGAGGGAGAGAGAGAGAGAAAUGGAAGCAGUGGCGGAGGGACUCUGGGGGCUGGCGGAUUACCACGAGAACACAGGGGAGAUAGGAAAGGCGGUGAAGUGCCUGGAAGCCAUAUGUCAGAGCCACGUUUCAUUCUUCCCCAUCGUGGAGGUGAAGACUCGGCUUCGCAUCGCCACACUCCUCCUGAAGCACUCCCACAACGUGACUCACGCCAAAUCCCACCUGGAGCGUUCGCAACUGCUCUUGAAGUCUAUUCCAUCCUGCUUCGACUUGAAGUGCCGAGCCUAUAGCUUACUCAGCCAGUGUUACCAUCUCGUCGGGGCUAUUCCUCCUCAGAAACACAUCCUCAACAAGGCUCUUGACCUUACGGCUUCUGCUGCCGCCGCCAAUCAUGAUCAGGUUUCAGUGAAGCUGUGGUCCUGUAACUUUAGUGCCCAGCUUGCAAAUGCCUUGAUUAUUGAAGGAGACUACCAGAGUUCAAUAGCUGCCUUAGAGUGCGGUUAUGUCUGUGCAACCCAAAUUUCUUAUCCCGAGUUACAGAUGUUCUUUGCAACUUCCGUCCUGCAUGUGCACCUCAUGCAAUGGGACGAUGAGAAUUUGGUUGAGCAAGCCGUUAAUAGAUGUGAUCACGUCUGGGAAUCAAUUGACCCCAAUAAAAUACAACAAUGCCUUGGUUUACUCUUCUACAAUGAGCUGCUGCACAUAUUCUACCGAUUUCGUAUAUGUGACUACAAGAAUGUUCAACAACAUGUGGACAAAUUGGAUGCUGCUAUGAAGGCUGAUUUGCAGCAAACACGGCAUAUACAGGAGCUGUCAGAGGAACUAAAUGCCUUAAACCAAAGUCUCUCCCGCUCUGACCUACACUACAGGGAUAGGUCAGCUUUGUCUGAAAAGCAAGUACGCCUUCAAGCGCGGCUUAAAAGUAUGACCAGAUUGAGCUCAACUGGCAAACAUUAUCUGGAGCCGGCACAUUUUGGAAAUAUGAGAGGGAAGUGGGAAGAUAAGCUUGAGCUGGCACCGCCUCCUAUAGAUGGGGAGUGGCUACCAAAAAGUGCUGUCUAUGUGCUAGUUGAUCUUAUGGUGGUCAUUUUUGGACGUCCAAAGGGACUUUUUAAGGAGUGUGGAAAGAGGAUACAAUCUGGAAUGCAUACCAUUCAAGAGGAGCUGGUGAAGCUUGGAAUAACUGAAAGUGUGAGAGAAGUGGAUUUGCAACACUCUGCCAUUUGGAUGGCUGGUGUGUACUUAAUGCUGCUAAUGCAGUUCCUUGAAAAUAAAGUGGCUAUUGAACUUACACGGUCUGAAUUUGUUGAAGCACAAGAGGCUUUGGUGCAGAUGAAAAAUUGGUACAUACGCUUUCCAACAAUCUUACAAGCUUGUGAAAGCAUUAUUCAGAUGCUUAGGGGGCAAUAUGCUCAUUAUGUAGGCUGUUAUAGCGAAGCAGCUUAUCAUUAUUUUGAAGCAGCAAAGCUCACAGAGAGCAAAUCAAUGCAAGCUAUGUGCCAAGUAUAUGCAGCUGUCUCUUACAUCUGCAUUGGUGAUGCUGAAUCAUAUUCACAGGCACUUGAUUUGAUAGGACCAGUUUACAGAAUGAUGGAUUCUUUUGUUGGAGUUCGAGAGAAAACUGGUGUGCUUUUUGCUUAUGGCCUUUUAUUGAUGAAACAGCAUGAUCUACAGGAAUCAAGAAAUCGACUGGCCAAAGGACUGCAGUUGACUCAUAAUCAUUUGGGGAAUCUUCAACUUGUAUCUCAGUAUUUGACAAUCCUUGGGAGUUUGGCGCUUGUCCUGCAUGACACUGUACAGUCUAGAGAUAUCUUGAGAUCAUCUCUAACAUUGGCAAAGAAGCUUUAUGAUAUCCCAACCCAGAUCUGGGUGCUUUCUGUUUUGACAGCCUUGUAUCGAGAAUUAGAUGAGAGGGGAAAUGAAAUGGAAAAUGCUGAAUAUCAAAGGAAAAAGGUAGAUGAUCUGCAAAGGAGACUUGCUGAUGCACAUUCAUCCAUUCAUCACAUUGAACUAAUUGACAGAGUAAGACUUGAAGUUCAGCAGUUUCAAGAACUUGACAUCAAACAUACAACCGGCCCUUCCAUGAGAGUCAAUCUUGACAUCCCAGAGUCUAUCGGUCUGUCUACCCCUUUACCUGCUCCAUCAUCAUCAAGGCUAGUGGAUUUAGACACUGGAAGACGUGGGAAGAGGAAAAUCUAGUAAAGGUGAUAUAUAUAUAUAUAUAUUUUUUUUCAAAUGUUAGUGUUUUAGUUUUAAUUUUAUUUUUCAAAGGAAAAAGAACGACUAGUAGAUUAGAUUAAAGGAGGUGCACAUGAGCACUCCCACCUCUAGAUUGUAAAGUAGACAGGUGCAGCACGAUGCAACAUCCUUUACACUAUUUGGGAGGAUGAUGUACAGUUAUUAGAUAUAAUGAUGUUUGCUAAUUUUACCA